AUGCCGCUGACUCGCUCGCAUAUCCACCCAGGGGUGGUCUUCUAUCCACCCCCGUCCUACGAGCCCCUGAAACAACAGCUCGAGGGCCUGGGCUAUGAGUGCUACCUGCCCCACCUCCGCACGUCCGGCGGCGACGAGGUCCGCGGCCAGACGUGGGAGUCGGACGUGCAGGUGAUCCUCGACACGGCGCAGCCGCUCUUCGACCGCGGCCGGGAGGUCGUCAUAGUGGCCCACUCGUACGGCGGCGUCCCGGGCGGCGCGGCGACGGCCGGCAACGGGGUCGCGGACCGGGCGCGCGAGGGCAAGGCCGGCGGGUUCAGGCAGAUCAUCUAUGUUGCUGCGUUUGCGAUCCCCGCGGCGGGUAUGGACCUGUUUGCCGUUUUCGGGGGCCAGUGGCCGCCGUGGGCUGACUUUGCGCCGGCCUACUCAAAGAACCACGCCAUCAAACUCAAGGAGGACGCCAAGCAGGUGCUGUUCGGCGACGUGCAGGGCAGCCCCGAGGAGCUGGCGAGGUACUGGGACGGCGUCGUGACGCACUCUCAGGACGCCUUCGAGGUCCCCAUCACGUUUAGCGCGGCCGACAUCACCAUCCCUAAAAGCUAUCUCGUGUGCACGCAGGACCAGUGCGUGCCGGGUCCGCUUCAGGAGCAGCUCGCGGAGUCGCUGGGCUUCAAGGCGGAGCGCAUCGACGCCGGCCAUUUCCCUUUCCUGAGCCAGCCUGACAAGUGCCUGGAGAUACUCAACAAAAUGAUUCUCUAG
Messenger RNA from Diaporthe citri, 759 nucleotides. RefSeq lists its product as uncharacterized. Lineage: Eukaryota; Fungi; Ascomycota; Sordariomycetes; Diaporthales; Diaporthaceae. The transcript is spliced from 3 exons. The record is from RefSeq and is a predicted model, not a curated record. Bases 1 to 759 code for a protein of 252 amino acids.